CAGCCCAGUCCUUCUUUUUUUGACUUUUCGUCAAGUCCAUUCCUUCUUUUUAUACGUUCCUUUUCAAGAUGCUCAAGUCAGCACUCCUUCUGUCCCUGGCUGGACUUUCUACGUUCACCACCGCCGCUCCUUUCAAGCGUGGUGCUUCCGGAAAGCGUGGAGUAGCCUUCAACGAUGCCUCGGUGACGAAGCUCUUUCCCACCAACGGCCAAUUCUCCUGGUGCUACAACUGGGAGGCCACCCCCAAGGGAGGCGUUGCCGAUGGCCUGGAAUACGUGCCCAUGCUGCACUCUACCGAGGAUGUCUUCACUUCCGGCUGGGAUGCCUUCGUCGAUGAGGCCGUCGGGAACGGUGCGAAGCACCUUCUGAGUUUCAACGAGCCGGAUCAGUGCGGCGGUGGAGGGACCUGCAUGAACGACGUCGGCACUGCUGUAGCGGCGCACAAGCAAUGGGUGCAGCCCAUGGCUGAGAAGCACCCCAACGUCAAGAUCGGCGCUCCUGCCGUCACCAAUGGCGGUGCUCCUAUGGGCCUUGCCUACCUCAAGUCCUUCCUCCAGCAAUGCGAUGGCUGCAAGAUCGACUUUGCGGUUGCGCAUUGGUAUUCGCCCGGCGACGUCCAGGGCUUCAAGGACUACCUUAACAAGUUCCAUGACGAGGUUAACAUGCCGGUCUGGGUGACUGAGUUCGCACCCACCAGCGGUGAUAUCGAGGGCUUCGUGAAGGAGGUCACGGCCUGGAUGGACGGCCAGGAUUGGAUUGAGCGCUAUGCCUAUCACAUGGCUGCGCCUGGUGUGCUGGUUGACGGUGGCAGCACAGGAUUGUCGGCGCUUGGUAACGUGUAUGCUUCCGCAUAAGCGGCGUGCAGCCGUAGCGAAGACGGAUGAGAUGGGAGGAAAGUGAGACGAGGUCGUGAUGCUGUUCGCAUGCUUUUUGUCAUUUGCUGCGGGCCUUGGCUUCUUGUUGAUACCUUUGCAUUGCCAAAACUUGUUUCCCGUUCAUACUUUGCGGAUCCUCUGUCGUGCCAUGACGCUGUCAUACUCACUCCAGCAACGUAGAGCGGGAAGAGCACCCGGGAGCCG
Messenger RNA from Trematosphaeria pertusa, 1079 nucleotides. Its product is annotated as glycoside hydrolase family 128 protein. The transcript is spliced from 4 exons. Bases 69 to 854 code for a protein of 261 amino acids. The record is from RefSeq and is a predicted model, not a curated record. Gene Ontology annotation, cellular component: fungal-type cell wall. Gene Ontology annotation, biological process: fungal-type cell wall polysaccharide metabolic process. Lineage: Eukaryota; Fungi; Ascomycota; Dothideomycetes; Pleosporales; Trematosphaeriaceae.